Molecule: messenger RNA, 3791 nt
Organism: Gymnodraco acuticeps
Lineage: Eukaryota; Metazoa; Chordata; Actinopteri; Perciformes; Bathydraconidae
Gene: lhx5
Product: LIM homeobox 5
Exons: 5
Coding region: 709-1899 (396 amino acids)
Biological process (GO): neuron differentiation; regulation of transcription by RNA polymerase II
Cellular component (GO): nucleus
Molecular function (GO): RNA polymerase II transcription regulatory region sequence-specific DNA binding; DNA-binding transcription factor activity, RNA polymerase II-specific
Source: RefSeq, a predicted model, not a curated record
GAAAGUCCGAUCAAAGAUGUUACAGGGGGGAUCUCGGGUGGCACUAACUGAUGCGUUUUUCCUUAUAAAGUCAGUCUCUGUGCCCCACCAUGGAACCUUCCACAUGCAUGCCUGGCCCUGUGUUCCUGUGUGUGAUGCAGGUUCGCUCCGAGGCUUCAGCUAUGAACGUGUAACCAUAACAACUGUGUUCUGAUUGGCUCUCCUGCCACGGGAAUUAACGAGGGCGUUAUCCAAUGUGAGCGCUGGCAAAACCUCGUGAUAACCACAGCCACAGUGAUGAGAAAGUGGCGGCGUGAGGUGAGCCCGUAAGGAAAUGACUGGACCCAAAACAAAGCAUGAGCGAAGGGAUACAUUAUUAGAAAUAAACGCGUUUGAAUAAUGAUGUUUUAACUGAGUUGGCGUGUGAAAACAUGUCCGGUUUGUCCAUUACGCAGUCCAUCAGCUGGCGCGGCUGAAGCCUCUCGUCCUCUCUUUUGGAUUGUGGAUUGUGACAAGUGCCAGGACAGCAGCAGAACAGGACCAGGACUAAUACUACCCUUCUCGGGGAUUGUCCCUCUGCUGCCUUUCAACGGGAGGUUCCUCCACUUUUCGCCUGACAGCCCACCACCCGGAGCCAAGACGUUGUUCCCCGUAGACCCGGGUUGCCCCAGUCCGAGCAGCGCAGUCCGUGUGGGCAGGUCGGCACUCGGCGUCCUGCAGGCCGGAGACAUGAUGGCACACUGUGCCGGCUGUGAACGGCCCAUCCUGGACCGGUUCCUCCUCAACGUGCUGGACCGAGCCUGGCACUCCAAGUGCGUCCAGUGCUGCGAGUGCAGCUGCGCCCUCUCCGAGAAGUGCUUCUCCAGGGACGGGAAGCUCUAUUGCAAAACUGACUUUUUCAGGCGGUUUGGCACUAAAUGCGCGGGCUGUCUGCAGGGCAUCUCUCCAAACGACCUGGUCCGCAAAGCACGUAACAAAGUGUUCCACCUGAACUGCUUCACCUGCAUGGUGUGUAACAAGCAGCUGUCCACGGGAGAGGAGCUUUACGUGAUAGACGAAAACAAGUUUGUGUGCAAAGAAGAUUACGCCAACUCCGGGGCCAUUAAGGAAGUCAACUUGAACUCAGUGUCGUCGUGUACAGAUAGGAGUUUAUCGCCGGAUCUGCAGGACCCAAUACAGGACGACAUAAAAGAGACGGACAAUUCCACGUCCUCUGAUAAGGAAACGAACAAUAUUGAGAAUGAGGAGCAGAACUCGGGGACCAAAAGGCGGGGGCCCCGGACCACCAUCAAGGCCAAGCAGCUGGAAACGUUAAAGGCCGCGUUUGUCGCCACGCCGAAACCCACCCGGCACAUCCGGGAACAACUGGCCCAGGAAACAGGACUAAACAUGCGCGUCAUCCAGGUCUGGUUUCAGAACAGAAGAUCCAAAGAGCGACGAAUGAAGCAGCUGAGUGCUCUGGGGGCCCGGCGGCACGCCUUCUUCAGGGGCCCGAGGAGGAUGAGGCCCCUGGGAGGAAGGCUGGAGGAUCCCGACAUCUUAGGACCCGGGGCCUACGGUUAUUACGGAGAAUACCAAGGUGAAUAUUAUGGACCAGGAACUAACUACGACUUCUUCCCUCACGGCCCUCCAUCCUCGCAGGCUCAGUCUCCGGCCGAGUCGCCCUACAUCCUGAGCUCUGGACCCGGACCCAUGGAGGGCUCAGGCCACCACCCCUCAGACGACCAAAGGUUCACGGACAUGAUCUCCCACGCUGAAACCCCCAGUCCAGAGCCAGGCUUACCAAACUCCCUGCAGCCUAUCCCGGGGGAGGCCUACGGGGGCGGGCCCAGCCCCCCUUUCUCAUUGGCCAGUAACUCCAGCUACAGCGCUCCCAUGUCCCACCAAGGCCCGGAGAUGGGAGAGAGCACAGCCUGGUAAAGGACAAACAACAGGGACCUUUCCUGGGCUGAAUGUCAGCCUGGUUAAUUCAGGAGAUGAAAAAGAAAAACACACACAUUGGGAAGUGAACAAUACAGCUGAAAUUUUUAUGGAGGACUUUUUGAAUCACGGACUGAUUUUGACAAUUGGAAACGGAAUCAAGAAUGGGACAGCCUGCUGGAAAAAUGAAUAUUUGCUGCCCGGUAGACUCUCCAAAGCAUUUCCCCUCCUGGAUUACUGGACUUGAAAUUAUUUAAUAAUAAUAAUUUGUGAUUCCACCCAGCAAAAAAUGCUAAUCGCCUUCCCCUUGAUGUUAACGAAGGCAUCUUGUCAUGCUCUAGGGACACAUUAGAGAUUAAUGCCAAAGGGGACAUCUUAAGUUCUCUUAAUUUCUGUCCACACUUUCUUUUUGCUUAAAAGCAAUAUGUGUUUUUAUUAUUAUGUUCAUUGACACACUACACUCAAUAUUUAAAGAUAAAGGACCAGGUUUAAAAACAUGCUUUAAUUUUCAUAUACAAAAUCGUAUGUGGCAAACUAGACCUGAUACGUUUAGUCAAAAACGUUGCUUUAAGCGUUCUUCUCUGUUAGACAAUAUGUCAAAUCAAAGGCUGCUUCUUCAUAGAAACCACACACACACACACACACACACACACACACACACACACACACACACACACACACACACACACACACACACACACACACACACACACACACACACACACACAUCUCUGGCAUUGACUUUCUCCAGCACACAUCUCAGCUUUAAGUCCCUUAAUGCACAAAAAGCGUUUUUUGAUCAUAGCCCAAAAAGAAGGGUGUCUGUACCAUUAUUAAAAACACGGACACAAUUAUACCGACACUUGUACUCACUCAAGCACACACACAUCGGCUAGUAUGCUUACGCAUGCACACACACACACACACACACACACACACACACACACACACACACACACACACACACACACACACACACACACACACACACACACACACACACACACACACACACACACACACACACACACACACAGCCCUGAUAGUUCUGCUUCUCCUGACCUUCCUUUUGUUACUGUCCCUUUUUAAAAAAAACAUGUUUUAAUGGAAAUGAUUUUCAAAAGAACAUUGAACCCAUAAUGGAGAAUCUACUUCAACAGCUGAGGUCUCCUUCCUCUAAAGAGAGAAAACAAAAGAGGGGGCAGACAACAUCUGUGACAUUACCACUGUGUGCUCUGAAGCACUCAUUGCCAUCUAGUGGCCUUAAGACACCCUGAAUUAAAAAUCAGUUCAAAGCAGCAGCGUCCAGCAUCUUUACACACACACACACACACACACACACACACACACACACACACACACACACACACACACACACACACACACACACACACACACACACACACACACACCAAGUGUCAUCAGGGCUCCAAUUUGAAAAGGUGGUACUACAUUAAAAGAAACAAUAUUUGACAUCUCUUUAUAAUACAUCUCCUGAAAGAAGACACACAAACCAAGUUAUAUUAUUCAACACAAAACCUCUCGUUAUUUCAAACCUAUCAUUUAUUUGUGCUUUGUUUCUUAACACAUCUUGAACAAAAACACAUCCAACACUUUCUGUCCACACUGAUUUAUUUCUACUCCAAAUAUUGUUUUGAGAUCAUUUGCGUUCUCUUUGAACAUUGUAUAAGAUCAAGCUAGAGAGUGUGUCUUAUUUCUGAUGUAUGUCUGCUUGUGUGAGUGUGUGUGUGUGUGUGUGUCUGAGUGCUUGAGGGUGUGCGUAUGCGUGCUCAUGUGCGUGAGUGUGUGUGCAUUUAAGGAGGGGAAAGGGGCAAGGCUGUAUUAUUUCUAUGUAAAUAGCACUGGUAAUAAAACCAUCUCUUACACUGGAA